AUGUCGCGCUUGUACGUGCAAUUAAUGUCAAUUUUAACCGUCUUCGGCUCUCAUUGCAGAUGGCGCGGCUCUGUUUACAAGCUGAUCUGGCGGGAACUACUGGCGUACCUGUUCGUCUACUACCUCAUCAAUUUCACAUAUCGAUACCUGCUCAAUGACCAACAGCGGAUGAUCUUCGAAAAAAUCCGCUACUAUUUCGGCAAUUCCAGCGAAUCUAUACCCAUGUCCUUCGUCCUGGGUUUCUACGUGAGCCUCGUCGUGAAGAGAUGGUGGGAGCAGUACAAGCUUUUGCCCUGGCCGGACAAUCUGGCCCUCUUCAUCAGCGCCGCUAUUCCUGGAAACGAUGAACGGGGGCGACUGAUGAGACGCAACAUCGUUAGGUACGCCGUGCUCGCGUACGUCAUCACGCUGCAAAGGAUUUCGCUGCGCGUCAAGAGGCGUUUCCCGACUCUUCAGCAUAUGGUGGAUGUAGGUCUGAUGAUGGAGUCGGAGAAGAAGAUCUUCGAGAUGAUGAACAAAAAGGCGGCCAUGUCGAAAUACUGGAUGCCGCUCGUCUGGGCGACCAACAUCAUCAACAGGGCGAGGAAGGAGGCUCUGAUCACCAGCGAUCAGGUGGUGCAGACUCUCCUCGUCGAGCUCAGCGAUAUCCGGAAGAGGCUUGGCGCAUUGAUCGGUUACGAUACCGUUUGCGUUCCUCUAGUCUACACUCAGGUGGUAACACUGUCGUUGUACGCCUACUUUUUCUCGGCCUUGCUCGGCAGACAAUUCGUCGGACGCUCCGAAGGCACCGGGAAGUACGAGGAGCCAGACAUGUAUUUCCCGUUUUUCACGACGCUGCAGUUUUGUUUUUACGUCGGUUGGCUGAAAGUCGCCGAGGUGUUGAUCAAUCCGUUCGGCGAGGAUGACGACGACAUCGAAUUGAAUUGGCUGAUUGAUAGGCACAUCAAGGCGGGUUACAUGAUCGUCGAUGAGAUGCACGAGGAACACCCGGAACUGCUAAAGGAUCAGUAUUGGGACGAGGUCGUGCCCAAAGACUUGCCGUACACCGUCGCUAGCGAGCAGUAUCGUAAAGAAGAGCCGAAGGGCUCCGCGGAACAUUACAAGGUGAAAGAUAGCGACGCUCUUUACGCGAACGUGAUGUUGGGCACGCAGAUUCACAGUCACGCGCAACACCGUAAAGCUCAUCAGGAUGAUAUGUAUGCCGAUUAUGAGAGCGUCGACACUCCGUUGGUCGAGCGGAAGAAGAACGGCUGGUUUCAACGACAGAUCACCCGUGUGGGCUCGGUGCGCAGCUCUUCGACCACGUACAGCAGCGGUGGUGGUUUCUUCACGCGAAACCGCCACAACAGUGUGUACAGCAGCCCCGAGACCGGUGGUCUGCCACAAACGAACAAUCCGAACUUUAAGAUGUCGCUAUACGAUCGUCUCGUGGGACGCAAGAGCGUCCGCAGCCAGCGGAUGGGUCGUCAAGGCACUAUGACGAAGCUGAACUCGGUGCCGGUGUCGCUGAAGAACAGGCCGCGCAUACCGACUCCGGAUGUGACGAAAGAGGUGGUCGACCGUGAGCAGCGGCUCGCGCUGUCGGCCACGAACGCGGCGAACAUCGGCGCGGGCGUGGUGGGCGUGAUACCAACGAACGGUCAUUAUCCAACGGACCUAUCGGUGGUGGUCUUGUCGCCGAUACAAGAAACCGAGGGCACACCCGCGUCGGGCAAGUCCGGCGCGGCGGCCUUGGCGCAGGCUGUGCUCUCGCCGACCUUGACCAGUGCCGGCCUCAUGACGCCGGUGACCUUGACGCCGGUUACCAUGGGUCACCUGACGCAGUUGGGCCUCAUGAAGACCGCGUCCUCCACGACGACGGCCACGCAUAUCAGCAAACCGGCCAACAAUGUCGUCCAGGCGACGCUGACCGAGGUGAACAGCAGCGAAGAGGAGGGCAGCGGAAGCGGCAGCAGCAGGAGCGGGAGCAUCACCGGGCAAGAGGACCGCUCGACGCCGUUGAUCGACAACAACAACAGCCCGACCGGAAGCAACGGCAGCUCGCCCACCUUCGGCGGCUACAACGAUCGCUCGCCGAUCCUCAUGAGACCCGACAAACUCGGCUACAUGGUCACCGCCGGCGUGCUCGCCGGCGCGCAGCUUAGCCACGCGAACGCGGAUGCCAGAGGUAGGCGAUCGGCAUCCUUGCCCGGACCGCCGGUGCUGCAACCGCGGGACGACCGGAGCAUAUCGCUGCCGCAAUCGCCAGGAUUGCAGCCGCGGGAGGCUCGAACGGCCUCCGUGUCGGGUAGUAAGCACGGUGGGCUCGUGGACGUGGACAAGUUGGCCACCGAACACUCGGCCAUUCGACCGCGGACCAGCAGUUUCGGCCACGACUUGUCCAGGCCCACUCACAGGGCCCAGGACGCCUCGAGGAAGAUCAGCAGCGUCUCCUGUACGAACGCCUCGCUCUCGAGCGGCUUCGGCUCCGCGUCCUCGACGUCGUCCGCGAGCGUGUCCGCCACGACGACCGUCGCGGGCAGCAAGAGGGGCGAGGUUUAUGUUUGAUGAAAAAAAAAACCGCGACCCAACGACGGUUCAUUCGUCCCGAUAAUUAGGGGGUAUAAUUAGAGGGGUAGUUAGAAGGUGCAAUUCUCUGCGUUCGCGUUUCCUGAGACUUAUUUCCGUCCGUUAUUGUGAUGUCUCAUGAGUGUGUGUGUGUGUGUGUGAACGAGUGGAUGUGUGUGCACGUGACGGAUUCACGCUUUAUUUUUGUAAUUUCUCGCUCGUACUCAAAAAGGUGGCAUGCUUAUCUUUGCGAUAGAUACUGCGAAUAGUAACGCGAAUACUCCGGAAAUACGCGCGGGGUAAUCUAUGCCACUCCGCCUCGUGCGUAUUAUUCGCGUUUCGAAUAAUUUGCGAAUCUUUUGGAAUGUCCUGCGGGUAAAGCGCGUUACGGAGGAUGUUCCGAACGAUCCGCCACUGGAGGUUGCAGUGGCCCUGGCCACUUUUUUAGAUAUUUCGUCGUCAUAACGAUCAACGAAGGGAAAGAAUUUGUAGAUCGCGCGAAUAUACGUUGUAAAUAGUAAUUUAUGCGUUAAAAACUCUAUCUAUGACUCGUAACGAUCAAUCCGACAUAUAGGAGCGUAUAUUUAAAAUGUAUGUGUAUAUUAUGUAAUCGUUAAUAUUAUACUCGGCACGAGUGUAAGAUAUGCUUGAGAAUCUCGGAAUGUAGGUAGACAAUAGGAAUGUACGAGGGUAGUCCCAGAAGUACCUGACCUGACCUUAGCGGUUGUUGCUUGAAAAGAAUGACUAUGAUAGAAAAUACCAACCUUAUAAAGCUUAAGUUUGAAGUUUGACGACGCUACGUUGUUCAGUAUUUGUUUGGCAGCCAUCAAUAGUGAACGC
This is a messenger RNA of Harpegnathos saltator (Jerdon's jumping ant), 3387 nucleotides long. RefSeq names its product bestrophin family protein (gene Best2). Gene Ontology annotation, molecular function: chloride channel activity. The record is from RefSeq and is a predicted model, not a curated record. Bases 1 to 2547 code for a protein of 848 amino acids. Lineage: Eukaryota; Metazoa; Arthropoda; Insecta; Hymenoptera; Formicidae. The transcript is spliced from 9 exons.